AUUUUGUCAAAACUGACCCAAUCCAUCCUGCUUACAAAUGUAUAUAAGUGCCUAGCUCCUUAAAAUUUUAGGGUUAGAUUUUGCACUACGGCUACCGCAUACACACUCCCUCUUCUCUGAGUUCCUUCAACUAUUAACUGCGCAUAACCAAUUCUCAAUCACUAUGGGAAAGACACGAGGAAUGGGAGCUGCCCGCAAGCUUAGGAAGCACCGUAUUAAGCAACGGUGGGCAGAUAAGCAAUAUAAAAAAUCUCAUCUUGGUAAUGAAUGGAAAAAGCCUUUUGCUGGUUCAUCCCAUGCCAAGGGAAUUGUUCUUGAAAAGAUAGGUAUUGAGGCUAAGCAGCCCAACUCUGCCAUUCGUAAAUGUGCCAGGGUUCAACUCAUCAAAAAUGGGAAGAAGAUAGCUGCCUUUGUUCCAAAUGAUGGUUGCUUAAAUUACAUUGAAGAGAAUGAUGAAGUUUUGAUAGCUGGAUUUGGACGUAAAGGUCAUGCUGUGGGUGAUAUUCCUGGUGUCAGAUUCAAGGUUGUGAAGGUUUCUGGUGUCUCUCUACUGGCUCUUUUCAAGGAGAAGAAGGAGAAGCCUAGGUCUUAGAGUUGUGGGAUGGUUCCUUUUUCUUGUUCUUCUGAGUUUAACCCUUUUUUUUUAAUUUUUAAUUUUGCUUCUUGAGCCCUAUUCACAAUUUUGUAUUAUAGAAGUAAUGUUUCUGAACUUCAUUUGAUUCAAGUAAUAUAUAAUAUACUUUAGAUUUUC
Messenger RNA from Cicer arietinum (chickpea), 751 nucleotides. Its product is annotated as small ribosomal subunit protein uS12-like. Gene Ontology annotation, cellular component: small ribosomal subunit; ribosome. Lineage: Eukaryota; Viridiplantae; Streptophyta; Magnoliopsida; Fabales; Fabaceae. Gene Ontology annotation, molecular function: structural constituent of ribosome. The record is from RefSeq and is a predicted model, not a curated record. Gene Ontology annotation, biological process: translation.